CAAAAGCACGCUGGUCAAUCGUUUGGCGAGUCGCCGACGACGUUUGAGAAGAUUCGCAAUGAACGCAUCCGUGACGAGCAAGUCCUAACGGGAGAUCAGGUCUAUGGUCCUUUCGUAGAUGAAGACGAGUGGGAGCUGGCGAAGUGGCUUAUCAAGAAUGUCGGUCAUAACCAGGCCGAGAACUUUCUAAAGCUUCCUAUUAUAAAGAAUCGUGUUCAACCCACCUACCACAAUAAGGAUCGACUUCUUCAGAACGUCGACUCUCUUCCGAAGGGAGUCGACUGGCAGUGCGAGCUCGUUGAACUGACUGGAGAUAUCAAGAACAUCAAUGGCGAGACGAUGAAAGAGAUGGUUGAGUUCUGGCACCGGGACCCGCUCGAUUGCAUCCGUGAGCUUAUCGGAAACCCGUCCUUUCGCAACCUCAUCCGAUACGCGCCGGAACGUCAAUUCCUGGAUAAGGAUGGAGCAACAAGGGCGAUCAGCGAGAUGUGGACUGCUGACUGGUGGUGGGACUUACAGAGUCUACUUCCGACAGGUGCAACCAUUGCACCUAUCAUCCUGUCGUCUGACAAGACGAGGCUGUCACAACAUCGGGGAGAUAAGAGCGCGUGGCCGGUGUACUUGACCAUCGGGAACAUCGCGAAGGACGUUCGCCGUGAAGCAUCAUCGCAUGCUACGGUGCUCGUAGGCUACCUUCCAGUGGCAAAACUCGACUGUUUCACCGACAAAUCCCGCCCUGCAGCGAAGUACCGUCUGUUUCACUACUGCAUGCGGACAAUGCUGGCAUCCGUUGCACAGGCUGGGCGUUCUGGCGUCAAGAUGACUUGCGCAGACCGUCAGGAUCGCUCGGUU
Molecule: messenger RNA, 852 nt
Organism: Rhodofomes roseus
Lineage: Eukaryota; Fungi; Basidiomycota; Agaricomycetes; Polyporales; Fomitopsidaceae
Exons: 3
Source: RefSeq, a predicted model, not a curated record